CAAACUUUACAUGCAACUAAUUGGUUCCUGUCCCUAAUAUCUUCUCCACAAUGUUAGCAUCUGCAUGGGACUAGAGCCAUAUAAAUGAUAUAAAAUAUAUAAUGUAGAUAACACUUUACUCUCUUAUUUAAAGCCACCCUAAUUGGUAUUAUCGGCACUUAUUGAUUCCCUUUGUCAAGAGCAAAGUAUUCAUUGAUGGAGGGAGAUCAACAAGGCUCUCAUUACUCUUUUCCACCUGGCUUCAGAUUCCACCCUUCUGAUGAAGAACUCAUAGUUCAUUACUUGCAAAACAAAAUCAGUUCACGUCCACUUCCAGCAUCUAUCAUAGCUGAAAUAGAUCUCUAUAAGUAUAACCCGUGGGAGCUACCUAAUAAGUCUUUGUUUGGGGAGGAAGAGUGGUAUUUCUUUAGCCCGAGAGACAGAAAGUACCCAAAUGGGUUGAGGCCAAACAGGGCAGCAGCCUCAGGAUACUGGAAAGCAACUGGAACUGACAAGCCAAUUCUUUCUUCAAGUGGAUCAAAGCGCAUAGGAGUGAAGAAAGCUCUGGUGUUUUAUUCAGGUCGACCUCCUAAGGGAUCUAAGACGGAUUGGAUAAUGAAUGAAUAUAGAUUGAUUGACACAGCCACUUCAUCCUCCAGGCUAAAAGGCUCCAUGCGGUUGGAUGACUGGGUAUUAUGCCGGGUUCGACAUAAAGGCUACUCUUUGAAGAAUUCAUGUGAAAAUCAAGAGAAUCCUAGUGAACUAAACUUGCCGGCAAAACUAGCAAGCAGUGAAGAGUACCCAACAAACAUGAACGGUCGGGUUGACAUGAUCACUGAUUAUCAAUUCAAAGACUAUCAGAUCAUAGCCUCUAUUCUUGUUGGUGGACCAAUACCUCCCACUGAAAACAUGCCAAAUCUGAGCCUUAAGGGCUGCAAAAGCAACAAUCUAUUUUCAGUUUAUGAAGAUGGUUCCUCUAAAGUGAAUUCUCAAACGACAAUUCCUUCUUUCGACAGUUAUUUCAACCCUCUCACAAGAAAAUCUAAUGAAGAUGAACAGUAUGGAAAUCUCAUUUCUUUUAAGGACGCAUCUCCUAGCAAGGUGUUGAACCGUAGAGAAUUGAACUGCUACAACCAAAGCCAGUCUCAAGAUGACAUUUUCAAUGGGAACGCACCAGAUCCUAGCAUCAAUUUUCAAGAGCUAAACGAAUUAGCCUUCACAGGCAGGUACCCUCAGUGAUGAAGGUACUUAUCAUAAGGCAGUCAACGUUCCUUUACUUCACAUGUAGAUUUUCAUGGAUUAACAACUUGAGACGUAGAAGUAACCGGAAAGGUGAUAGGCCCGCAAUAUUCAGGCAACUUAUUGCUCUAUUUCAUUAUGUAUGGUUAACAUGGGGGCAGUAACUAGACAUAGCAGGUUCCAUGUAUUUAUGAAAUUCCUUUAAAACAAUGUAAAUAAUGCCCCGGCCAGUGAAAACAAUGUAAACCUCGAGCGUGCACUGUGUCAGUUCAACUAGAACUUUAUCCUACCUAGUAAUGAUAAACUGUAGAUACCAUUUGUAUAUCUCCAACCUACAGGAGUUGUGUGUUAUUUCAAAAUAAUA
This is a messenger RNA of Cajanus cajan (pigeon pea), 1582 nucleotides long. RefSeq names its product NAC transcription factor 32. NCBI's taxonomy places the organism in Eukaryota, Viridiplantae, Streptophyta, Magnoliopsida, Fabales, Fabaceae. The record is from RefSeq and is a predicted model, not a curated record. Gene Ontology annotation, molecular function: DNA binding. Gene Ontology annotation, biological process: regulation of DNA-templated transcription.